Molecule: messenger RNA, 588 nt
Organism: Kwoniella shivajii
Lineage: Eukaryota; Fungi; Basidiomycota; Tremellomycetes; Tremellales; Cryptococcaceae
Exons: 3
Coding region: 1-588 (195 amino acids)
Molecular function (GO): FAD binding; monooxygenase activity
Source: RefSeq, a predicted model, not a curated record
AUGUCUACGGCCCAUCCGGAUCGUCGAUUCGUGGAAGCGGACACUUGGACAGCUUCAGGAUCAAAGAGUGAAAUGUUGGACAUGUUUCAUGAUUUCUGCCCUCGGGUUCAGAAGUUGCUCAAAUUGUGUCCGGAAGGAGACGUCUUGGAGUGGAAAUUGAGAGUGCAUGAGCCUCUUUCUCACUGGGUAGACGGCAACACGGCGCUCGUCGGAGAUGCUUGUCACCCCACAUUACCUCAUUUAGCUCAAGGUGCAGCUCAAGCGGUGGAAGACGCGGCGGUGCUUGGUGUGGUCCUCGGCAAGAUCAAGUCUAAGGACGAAGUACACAAGGCACUGCUAGUUUAUCAGGCUCUGCGAAAACCCAGAGCUGACUGGGCAGUUGCGACCGCCGCUGCAAAUGGGAAAGGUCUUCAUCUCGGCAGUGGUGCGGCUCAAGAGGCAAGAGACGCUGCAUUCAAAGCGGCAAAGAAAGCUGGUGGGGAGAACCCAGACAAGGCUAUAGAUCAGAUAGUACAACGAACCCUCUACGCUCACGAUUGCGCCCAAGAAGCGGAGGAUCGAUAUGACGCGCUCUUCUCGCAGAUUUAA